Microplitis mediator is the source of this 4672-nucleotide messenger RNA. RefSeq lists its product as uncharacterized. The record is from RefSeq and is a predicted model, not a curated record. The coding region runs from base 31 to 4542 and encodes 1503 amino acids. The transcript has 6 exons. NCBI's taxonomy places the organism in Eukaryota, Metazoa, Arthropoda, Insecta, Hymenoptera, Braconidae.
UAUUUGCACGUAUAUAUUUAAGAAAUUAAAAUGGCUGAGGUUAAUGAUGAAGUUAAUAAUGAUAAAGUUGAUAAUGAGAACUUGCAAGUCCGCGAAAUAAUGCCGGCAAGAAAUAAUGACAAAGUUGAAGGUGAAGAGCAAGAAGACGAACAAGUUGAUGAAAUACUUUCUGAGAGUAAUGAAAAAAUAUCUGAGACUGUUCUAAACAAAGUUAUGCACGAUAAGGUUACAAAGGAAAAAGUGCACGAAGUUGAUUUAACAGACGGUAAUGUCACCGGAGAAUUGAAUAAAAAUAAUAAUUAUAGAGGAUACGGGCAAGAAGCCGAAGGAGAGACGAGUAAUUUAAAUCGUUUUGGAGAAGGCUCCGAAGUAGGUAAGGACGUUAAAGUUAAUGAAAGUAAACAUAAAAUAUUUAAAUGCUGCGCAGACAAUUUCUGCGAGUUGGUGUCUCGUCGCAAAGAGCGCAAUGAAAAAUUGACGAGACGUCAGAUCGAAAUAAGCAACCGUUUGGCGACGUUGGAAACCUGGCUGCCGAUGGUUACUUUCAACAGGGUGAUGAAGGGCGACGUCGAUCCUCAGAAUAUCGUCAAGUGUAUCGAGGAACAGGCGGCGAUUAUGUCAUCGGUGACAGUGAAUGCUAAUAAGAGGAAACGUGAGGGCGCUCACGAGAUUGGCGGUCUCGAAGCCGAACGGAAGGAAGCGCUCAGGAAACACGACGAGGCACGUAAAGUAUUGCACGAAAAGCAAUUGGAAUUGAAGAAAGUUAAUGAACAAAUUGAGGAUGCCGGACGGAAACAAGAGGAAUUGCAGCGUAUGAUUGAUGAGGAGGAAAAAAAUUACGAGGAAAAUUCGAAACCGGGUAUUGGGGGCGGAAGUAAAAGUGAGUCUCAGUACUCGUUUUGCUCGGAUGACCUCGAGUACUUGACCAAAUUGGAGGAAUUUAUUAUUGGGGAGCGGAAAAUUAAGAAGGAACUGGAAGAACUGGAGGCCAAGGAAGCCGUUUACAUGAAAAUAUUGAAGGCCAGUGAGGAAAGUUGGAAGGAAAACGCGGGGAAGCCCAAAAAGGGCCUAGAUGUUGAUGGUAAUGCCGGCAGUGCUGCUCUGAAUGUUGAUGUAGAUAAAUUACGUGGUCAAUUGGAAGUUAAAUCGUCGGCGAAUCAACAGCUUGCUGAUCGGAUUUGUCAGUUGGAAGACCAGAUUGAAAAUCUCGAGAGCAAAUUACGUAAUUGCAAUCACCAGAUUAUUGAAUUUAGCGAAAAGCACAAGACUGAGCUGGAGAUGGCUGCCAAAUUGGGGGAGAAAAUGAAAACUAAUGGUACGGGUGACAGUGAAAUAAGUGUUAGAGAUAAGGCGACACUUGCUAGAGUUAACACAACAGAUACAUCCUCAGGCAGUAGGAUGAAAAUACGUACCAGCGGAAGUGGGAGCAGUAGGAAAAGAAUGAAAGAUAAAUCUGUAAAUGCCAUUGUAGGAACAAGUUCGAAAAAUACUCUCGCGCGAAUCCAAGUUACUGAUCGUGCUGUGCAAGAUCCAAUUUCAGUAAAUCCAUCUCUGGGUAAAACCAGUCGUACUGCUGAUGAAAAAUCUAUUGGAAAUAAAAAAAUGACGAUUCAAGAGACGUAUGUUUACUCUUCUUUCACGUCUUCUGCUGGGGAAGACAGUAAAUUUAACAGGGAUCCAGACAAUGAAACCGGAGAAGAAACUGUGAAACGUAUUACCACAUUUGACGGAGCACAAACAUCUAAAAGUACAUUAUCGAGCAGAAGAGACAAUGAAUCAUCACCCAGAGUAGAUGGUUCUCGGAGCUACGAUAAAACUUUACAAGAUGACAGUCACGGCAGUGAUAAUAAUCGUACGAAAGAAAUGGAUAGUGUUGGAAGCAGCAAACGUUCUUCAACCCACUCGCAGAAUGAAAAAUUUGAUGCCCUAGUCUUUGGUAAUCCAGAAUCUUUAUUGGACGACAGCUUUACCAGCAAAUCCGCUCGGUUGGAUUUAUCGACGGUUUCGGAAUUGGAAGAGCGUAAUGAUAAAAGUAUUAAUGAGGAAUCUACUCUGUACGAAAGGGAGCUGCCUUUUGGAGAAGCUCAAAAAAAUGGUGAUCCCGAGAAUAAUGAUAGCUUUGUAAGCUUGAGAUCGCAGCUCACUAAAGACCAAACAAAUUAUGAUUUCCCUGAUAUUUCUGAUACAACUAAUGAUCAGUCUACUCGGUACGGUUUGAUGCCGUCUGAACAAAUUGAUGAUGAGUUGCUUUUAUCAUUGAAAUCACGGCUGAGUAAUGAAACUGUUGGCACUGGCGAUUCACCUGAUGAUCAGAGUCAAACUCAUUAUGGUUCAAUCAGAUUUCUAGAAGCCGGAAAAGAUGCUGGGCAACCAGGUGCUGAUGAUCAGUUAUUUGUUUCCUUGAAAUCGCGGCUGAGCAAAGAAGAAACUGAUUACAGUUUUUCUGGUAUCGCUGGUGACAUCGUCGAUCCAAUUGAUCAGAAUCAAAGUAAGUCUAGCUCGGUCAGGUUUAAAAAAGCUCAAGAAAAUUAUGAACCAGGUGCUGAUGAUCAGUUAUUUGUUUCAUUGAAAUCGCGACUGAGCAAAGAAGAAACUGAUUACAAUUUUGGCGACGGGGAUAUUGUUGUCCAUAAAAAAGAAUUGGAAUCAUGGCUACGAAGCCUUCAGUCAACGCUCUCGAUUACCUCGAAAUGCAAAGAAUUUGAUAUUAAAAAGCCAGAAGUUAUUAAAAUUAUUGAAGCAAUAUCCCGGCAUUUAGGGAUUGAAUCGGUGAGUGAUGAUGGAAAGGAAACGAUCCCUGCUACUGGGAAUGCUGUAACCAAGACGACGGCUCAGACCAAUGAAAUUCAAGCACCACCUCACGGAAUGGAUGAAUAUCAAACUCAAGAAGUAAUAGCAGCAAAACCAAUUUAUCUCGAGGACAAAUCCAAAGACUCGUUGAUUAAAAAGGAACGUAGCAAGCCGCCGAAUCUUGAGCUACAGCGAGACUCUGCUCUUUAUAUUGACGAACAAGCGGAAAUGAAAAUGAUUAAAGACUAUGUCGGGUUGCCAUCAGCGGCGUCUACGCCCGUCGAAAAAGAAUUCAAACAAACAGAGCCAGUGCACGGCAACGUUGGUAUCGAUUCGGCGACAUCAAUCCAGCCAUCAGUAUCCAAACAGUCGUCUUGGAAUACCCGAGACCAGGAAGCGGUUCGCUCGGCGUCAAUUAACGAAAAAUCAAUGGACUUGGAAGAAAAUAAACAGAGCAAAGUACGAGUAAUUUUGCCAGAUGACGGAGACAAGUCGAGGGAAAAAUAUGUAAAUGCGGCAACUAAUACAAUUACCGAGAUAACAAUGAAUACUGUUGACGGAGAUAGACGUGAUGUUGGUACUUUAGCAGUACCCUCACUUGCAAAUGAAUCACAAUCAGACGAACCAGAUGGCACAUUAUUAUUGAACGAUAAUACUCAGCAGCACAAGCACCAGAAUCAAGAUGAAACCAACAACUCAGGCGCAGCUUCUAUUGUCCUACCAUCAACUCUGGAUACUAUAUCCGAGCCUCAAGGUAUCACUACUACUACAACAUCGAAAAUUACUAUUGGUACAACAACAGCAACUGCUACUGCUACUGCCAGCGCGGGUACGAGCACAAGCAAUUUAUCUGUAAGAGGUGAAGGUAAAGCUGGAGCUAAAGGGCAUGAGAAGAAGGUUUUAACGGCGGAUCCGAUGCCUGAGGGAGAAAUUUUUAAAGACAUUGAGAAAACCGUCGGAAUAAAGUACAGGACGAAAAUGAAUUCUUCAGAAUCUGAGCGGGCUUUGAGGAGCGGAGAUGUGAACCGUAAAAUCGACGAAACCGGAUCGUGGAAAGAUAGAGACAGAGCACGGAAGGAUGAUCUGAAGAAGAAGAUGAUGGAAUCAAGGGAAAUGAAAGACUUUGAGGACGAUGAGCAGGAGGGGGAGUGGGAGGAUCAAUUGAAAAGGAUGGAAAAGUUGGCCGAGGAUAAAGGAAGAAAAGGCGGGAAAAAAUUUUAUGAGAAUAAAGAAACGCACAUGAAAGAACCCGAUGGAUCGAGCGAUAGAGUUAAAUUUCGAAGGAAUUUUAUUGACAAAUACCCAAUCGCUGUCGGGCAGACGGGUCACUUUUGUGACGAAAAGUUAUCCGUCAGCCCUAAAAAUACCUGCUGUAUUUGUCACGAAACUCGACAGGGCAAAACGCUGACGAAGAGUCAAUACGAGGAAUUAGUGGCCAGAGCGGGAGUAAAUCCCCGUGUUUGUUUAAUAGAGUCAACAUCUGAAUUUAGUGAUCAGCAAAUACAGUCAAGCCGUAAAACCAGCCCGUCAAAAACUACCAGCCCAAGGAAACCCUCUGCGGGCACUCAAACCUCCAAAGUCAGACACCAAGAGCCCAAAGGUUACCCAGAUUUCAGCUGUGAAAUAUGCGAUUGCGACCCAUGUGGCAGCGGUUCUCCCUCGCCAUCGACUAGAAAUUUAUUCAAAUAUAAAUCAAAGUCUGGCUCGCCGAGCCCGAGGUCUGACGACGACAAAACUUUGCGCCGGUCGUGACCGCAAUACUUACCGUACAUUAGCAAGCGUAUGACGACGAGAGCGUAGAUUGUGGUAGCCCCGCAGCUCACCAAUGCUACCCUGCUCGGCUUGCAUUUUAGCCUGAGCCGUGGCUGCCACAGUGGCAAUC